Messenger RNA from Odocoileus virginianus texanus, 779 nucleotides. The record is from RefSeq and is a predicted model, not a curated record. NCBI's taxonomy places the organism in Eukaryota, Metazoa, Chordata, Mammalia, Artiodactyla, Cervidae.
AGAGUCAACACGGCUGAGUGACUCAACAACAAAGGAACAGAGCCCAAGAGGUGAUCUCUGUACUCAGUGCAGAAGGAAGGUCACGCUGAGGAUUUGCCAUGAAGUCAAAUGAGGAAUAGGCCUAGCAGAUACCUGGGGGAUGAGCAUUCUGAACCAGGAGAGGAAAAGCAGAGAAGAAUGGAUGUAAAUGAAACUGUGAACAGCCUGGGAUGAUGUGCCAACCCAAUGCAGAUGAAACAUAAAUCCCUACCCCAUCCUCUCCAGGAGCCACAUUUGCAGCCUCAUCUGCCUGUCCAGAACCCGCUCCCAGGCUGACAGUGAGCUGCGCAAUGGGUUCUGAGCUGGAGACGGCCAUGGAGACGCUCAUCAAUGUGUUCCAUGCCCACUCGGGCAAAGAGGGCGACAAGUACAAGCUGAGCAAGAAGGAGCUGAAGGAGCUGCUGCAGACGGAGCUCUCUGGCUUCCUGGACGCCCAGAAGGAUGCAGAUGCUGUGGACAAGGUGAUGAAGGAGCUAGAUGAGAAUGGAGAUGGAGAGGUGGACUUCCAGGAGUAUGUGGUACUGGUGGCUGCCCUCACAGUGGCGUGCAACAACUUCUUCUGGGAGAACAGUUGAGGAGACGGCCCCAGCGGGCAGCGCCCUUCCCCUCUACCCUGCCAUACCUGCUCCUUCACCCUGCUUCCCCCUCAGUUUAAUUUUCCCUCCCCACCAACAAGGGCGCAAGAUUAGUGGGCCAGGCCUGCAACUCCUCUUUCAUUAAAGGCUUCUGUCUCACCAGCC